Molecule: messenger RNA, 5241 nt
Organism: Rhinolophus ferrumequinum (greater horseshoe bat)
Lineage: Eukaryota; Metazoa; Chordata; Mammalia; Chiroptera; Rhinolophidae
Gene: NOL8
Product: nucleolar protein 8
Exons: 17
Coding region: 206-3703 (1165 amino acids)
Molecular function (GO): RNA binding
Source: RefSeq, a predicted model, not a curated record
GAACAACCCAGAUUUGUACGUCACUAAAGAGGAGGUUCCCGGCUGUAUGGAGGGGAGCGCCGUUAUUUUUCUUCCUCUCUCUCACUUCCGGCGGCCUAGUGCAGGAGUGGAUAAACGCAAGGCGCUAACCUUAAGUUUGAGACGAAUGAAGGGAAAGAACUCUUCUCUGUAAAUAGAAAAUUUACUGAGUGUGUGCCCAGUCUUCAUGAAAACCAACAGAGAAACAAAGCGCCUUUUUGUGGGUGGACUUGGCCAGAAUGUCUCUGAGGCAGACCUACAAAAUCAGUUCAGCAGAUUUGGAGAAGUUUCUGGUGUGGAGAUCAUCACUCGGAAAGAUGACCAAGGAAACCCCCAGAAAGUCUUUGCAUAUAUCAACAUCAGAAUAGCAGAAACAGACCUGAAAAAAUGUAUGUCUGUUCUAAAUAAAACAAAAUGGAAAGGUGGAACACUACAAAUUCAGCUAGCAAAAGAAAGUUUUUUGCACAGAUUGGCACAAGAGAGACAAGCAGCCAGAGCAAAAAAAGAAAAAUCAACAAUAGGCACCCCCAACUUGUUAGAAAAGAUGGGAGUGGUGGAUUUCCAUGUGAAAGCUGUGCCAGGGACAGAAGUACCAGGGCACAAAAAUUGGGUUGUGAGUAAAUUUGGAAGAGUCUUACCUGUCCUUCACCUAAAGAAUCAACAUAAACAUAAAAUCAUGAAAUAUGAUCCAUCAAAAUACUGCCACAACUUAAAGAAAAUAGGGGAGGAUUUCACAAAUGUCGUCCCUAUAGCUAACCUCACUUGGGAACUGGAAGGAGGUAAUGAUCCUAUGAGUAAGAAACGACGAGGAGAGUUUUCUGACUUUUACAGCCCUCCCAAGAAGAUAAUACAAGCGCAGAAGGAUGAGGGUUCCACUGUGUCUGUGGCUGUGAGACCAAGACCCAGUAGGGUACUAGUGGAGAGUCCACACAUGACACGGCAACAGGCCAUACAAGAAAUACCUAAUAACCCCCUUGCUCCUAAGUUACCUCAUGCACCUGAUUCUGAUAAUCGGAAAGUUAAACAUGCACUUUUUCAGACUUCUGGCCUGGAAACUACUAGGAACAAAAAUAGCAUGUCUGGUGAUGAUACUGAUUCUGAAGAUGAAUUAAGAUUAAUGAUUGCAAGAGAGGAAAACAGAGAGAGAACUACAUGGUCCUUAACAAAUGAGUCUGAAAAUGAUCCCUUUGAAGUUGUAAGGGAUGAUUUCAAAUCAGGUGUUCACAAAACUUGUUCUUUAACAGGUUUAGGCAUCAAAAAUAACAUCGCUUGCCUUGAUAGUGAAGAUAACAUGGGAAAUGAUUGCAACUAUGAUUCAGGAGAUACAGAUGAAAUCAUUGCAAUGAAAAAAAAUGUUGGUAAGGUCAAAAAUAGUACAGAAUUUUCACAAAUGGAAAAGCCCAUACAUAAGAAAACUUCUUUCAAAAAUAGGAAAAACUGUGAACUUUCUGAUCAUUAUAUUAAAGUGCCCCAAAAAACCAACAUAGAGCUAGCCAGCAGUCAUACAGUGAAGUGUCUUAGUCAUAAAUCUCUGUCUGACUCUAGUAGCAGUGAAGACAUUGAGUCUGUGUCAGAAUCAUCCGAGUCUGAGGAAGAUGAGUAUAAUGCCAUGAUGAAAAACUGUCUUUCUGUGACUCUCACUUUAGCUGAUUUGGGACAGUUGGCUGGCGGUGACCUGGAGGCUCCAAAAGAAGAUACUGAGAGUAAUGGCUGGGAAACCACCGCCAAGUGUCACAGAGCCUCCAAGAGCCUCCACAGGACUUCUGGUGGCCUCCACAGAGGUCGACAGUGUAUUCAUCCUGAGGAGAUUUUGGCUUCUCUUUUCAAGGGAGAAGAGAAUACCCCCGGAAAACAGAAACAAAAGGAAAACAACUUAAAGCCAAAAUUCCAGGCAUUCAAGGGAGUAGGCUGUCUCUAUGGGAAGAAAUCAGUGAAAAAAUCCUUGAAAGAGAGUGUUGCCUCUAACAAUAGUAAUAAAAAUCAGAAUUCCUUGAAACUUGAGGAUCCCACUAGUGUGUCCAUGGAAAUGGGGUUUCCAUAUGCUAAUGGCUCAUCAAGCAAACUGACUCCUUCCCAAUGUACAAAGAAAGCAGAUGACCCAAAUCAUAUCCGGCCUCAAAAGAGACAGUCCACUUCUGAGAACCAGGAUCACAAAGUGGUGUCGCUUGGCAGUUCAGAAAAGGGAAGUAGAAAUUCUGUUUCUAGUAUAUUGCCAUUAAAAGAUAAGAAAUCUUUAAGUCUUGGUGCAGAGACUCCCUUUGAUGAAGACUGUUGCCACAGGAGCACAAAGAUGGGAGAAGGCUCUGAAAAGAGGCCUGAUCUAAACAGCCACGUGGCCCCUGAGAAGUCAUCAGAGGUCUCCAGGAGACACUCUCGGGGAGGUGAAGCUGACGUCCCACGUUCUCUUGGUGGUUCAUCAGGUGUUAAUGCUGAGGACAGGCACGCUGACGAUAACCAGAAGCGUCUGGCAGCCUUAGCGGCGAGGCAGAAGGCAAAAGCACUGCAGAAGAAGCUGGUUCAUGAUGCUCUGGCAAAUCUGGAUGAUCAUCCAGAGGACAAGCCAACGCACAUCAUCUUUGGUUCCGACAGUGAAAGUGAGACAGUGGAGACAGCCACUUGGGAGCAAAGCCAUCUAGGAGAGAAAGCAGUGAAAGGGUCCUUGGCUACAGCGUCUGGGAAGCUGUUCGACAGCAGUGCUGAUGAGGAAUCUGAUUCUGAAGACGACAGUAGCAGGUUCAGGAUUAAACCUCAGUUUGAGGGUAGAUCUGGAAAGAAGCUCAUGGAUUUGCAGUCUCAUUUUGCCACUGAUGACAGAUUUCGCAUGGACUCCCGAUUUCUAGAAAGUGACAGUGAAGAGGAACAAGAAGAGGUAAAUGAGAAGAUGACCGCCGAGGAGGAAGAGCUUGCUGCAGAAAAGCUGAAAGCCCUGGGCGUUGUACAAAGUGUCCUGCGUGCCAGCCUACGAGGUCCUGCAAACAAAGGACCAGCAGCAGCUGCUAAGAAAUUCAAGGACAUCAUACACUAUGAUCCAACAAGGCAUGAUCAUGCCACUUAUGAAAGAAAACGAGAUGAUAAACCAAAAGAAAGUAAAGCAAAGCGAAAGAAGAAGAGAGAGGAAGCUGAGAAGCUACCUGAGGUGUCUAAAGAAAUGUAUUAUAACAUUGCUACGGAUUUAAAAGAAAUAUUCCAAACUAUAAAAGAUACCAGUGAAAAGGAAGAAAUGCCCUGGAAUGAGGACUGUGGUGGAGAGACAGCUGAGGAAGUCCAUGACCCUCCCACUCUGGUGACCGGGGCCCAGCAGCCUAGCGGGUUCACAUUCUCCUUUUUUGAUUCAGACGCCAGAGAUGCAAAGGAAGAGACAUACAGAGUUGAGACAGUGAAUCCUGCUAAGACGGCCUGGCAGAGAGCCCCUCGUUUCCAAGACAGCAGUUCAGAAGGGGAAGAUGUUACUGAAGAAACAGAUGACAGAGCGGCCAGCCCUGGAGGAGUGUCAUUACUGGAGAAAAAGACUACUAGAUUUUUCUUUUUCUGUAAGAAUGAUGAAAGACUUCAUGGCUUUGACUUAUUCUGGAGUGGAAUGGGAGGUAAUAUUAGCAGGAAUUCUUGGGAGGCCAGAACAAACAACUUGCGUAUGGAUUGUCGGAAGAAACAUAAAGAUGCCAAAAGGAGAGUGAAACCAAAAUAAAGUGUCAUUAUAGCUUUUGAUACUGAUUGUGAACAAGACUCACCUAUGGAAAUUGGAUAAACUAGAAAAUAUUUCUAGUGGACAAGAAGUCAGAGUGAAGGAGUAUACAAAAGCUGGCUGAUAUCAUUCUGGUUUCUAUCUUUUUCUGUGAUUUCCUGUAUUUCUUCCUUAGGACCAAUUACUUCAAAAAAUAUUAACCUGAACUUUUUUUUAAUAAAGCACAAAAUUGUCCCUCAAGAAAUACUUUUUGUAUAUAAUCUCUUUCCCUCCAUCCUCAAUAACUAAUGGCAUCUUCUGAUCCAAGAUUUACAUAAACCUUUUAAAUAUGAGUCAUAGCACUUGUGUUUUUCAAAUCAGGCUUUGUGUGAAUUAUAGGCUACCUAAAAUAUUUUUUUCUGAUUGUAUCAACUACAUCUUACCUCCACUUUGUGUUUUUUGUUUAAGAGGUUGAACACAAGUCAAACUUACUUCAGUUCUGUACUUGCAUUCUGAUGAAUAGCUAACUAAACUGCAGGAUAUUUUCCAGCAACAUCAUGGGAGAGUUCUGUGAGGACCAGAAAGGGAUGCAAAAUACAGAGUUUUCCUGUCCUUGGCCUCCAGGAAUUGAUAGAUGCAGGCUCAUCAAUCCCAAAAUUCUACUUAAACCAGAGAUUUAUGAAAAGUACAAGUGCCUGAAAGGUAUGUAGAUAGUCAGGAGUCCUAUAUGGACCCUAAGUCCAUAUAGGAAAGCAGAUUUAAUACCUUGUUAAAUCAACCUGACUGGAUGAAAGAUAAACCUCUUAUGAAACUGGGAUCUGUACAAAAAAAAUCUGUAUAAAAUGCAUUAUAUAGACAAUCCCAAGGGAUUGUCAUUGAGCCAUAAAGUGUACAUCUGACAUUAAGAAUUUAUUGGUUUACAUCUUGAUUGAAUAUCCACUUAAUGAGGGCUGGAAUGUCUUCUGGUUAAUGAUUAAGUCCCCACCAGCUAGAACCGUGUCUAGCACAUAAUGGGUCCUCAGUACAUAAAUUUUUUAAUAAACAAGGUCCAAGGAACUGAGUUGCUGAAGAGUCAUUCCUGUGUUUCUCAGACUUCAGGGAGAAUGGAAACAGUCACUUUAGCAAGAUAAAUAAUCCAAAUGUUCCACCUUCUCAUGUUGUGUUACAGUUAUACCUUCUUAUCUCUUGCUGUAUAAUAAGUCAUCCCAUUCACAAUCAUUUAUUUUGCUCACAAAUAAGCAGUUGUUCAGGACUCAAUGGGAACUGCUCAUUUCUAUUCCAUGUAGUGUCACUGGACAGGCUCAGCUGGAGCUAGUGGAUCCACUUCUAAGAUGGCACACUCACUCAGUGCCUGUGGGUUUCCUUACGGUAGGGACACUAGGCUUCAGGAGCAGGAAGCAAAAGCUGCCAGUCUCUUAAAGCCUAGCCCAGCAAUCGGCUCAGAGUCAUUUCCACUAUAUAGGUCAAAACAACAGAGCCCACCUAAACUCAAAAGAAGGGGACAUAGGGAGGUUGGAGGAUGGGGGAGAAGGUGAAGGGAUUAGAAAGUACAAAUUGGUAGU